Messenger RNA from Racocetra persica, 989 nucleotides. The record is from the annotation of a GenBank genome assembly. Lineage: Eukaryota; Fungi; Glomeromycota; Glomeromycetes; Diversisporales; Gigasporaceae.
AAAUCACCGUCGCCUGAUGCAUCCUCAGAAAUUGCUGAAGGUUCAGCAGUAGUAACAAAAGAACGUAAAUUAGAUCCUUCACAUCCUUUUGUACAAGGUACAAAAAAAGGAAACACACGGAUGAUAUUAGUGUCACCUUUUCCGCAAGAUAUCGCUACACGAAAGACUGAAUGGGAUACGCAAACUGAUCGUCAAAAUGCUUAUAAAACAAAUAUAAAAAAACGUGAUACCGCUGCAGGAAAUGCUGCAAGUUCAAAAAUAAAGGCCGGUCCAAUUCGUGCACCUACAAAUAUUCGUGUCACUUCACGAUUUGAUUAUCAACCAGAUAUAUGUAAAGAUUAUAAAGUAACUGGCUAUUGUGGCUAUUGUGAUUAUGGUGAUUCAUGUAAAUUCUUGCAUGAUAGAGGUGACUAUAAAUCUGGAUGGCGAUUAGAAAGAGAUGGGAAGACAUGCAAGGAAGAAUUCGACAAGAUUAUAGAAUCCAGUGGUUACAAGAAUUUUCUAAAAUUCCGAGCUUGUGGAACUCCUACUAAUGAGAAGGGGAUUGAUGUGCAACAACAAGAGCAACAGCAAGAGGAAGAAGAUAGUGAAAGUUCUGUCAAUCCCGCUAAAAUAAAUGACCCUCAGGGUGCAACACCAAUUGCUGGAAUUGCACUACGGGUUUUUCGAGGGUCGUUGGUCUUUGAUCAAGACCAACAAGAAAAAAAUCACGCGUUCAAAGACAUUACAAACCAAAAUAAAGCUAUUUAUACAAGCGACAUUAAUCAGGAGGCACACUCUUUAGUAUCUGAAUCUAAUAGUAAUGCAGAACAACUCUUUGCGAAUCAAGUCUCUAGUUCUCAACAAUUCGAUGAAGGAUUUUCUGAUUCCUUUCAACCUGGUAAUAACAAUUUAUUCAUUGAAGAACAAAGCAAAACCUCGAAUAAUAGGGCUCAACGAUGGAUUUCUGGAAAUCAUGAUUAUAAUCCGGCAAGCUUAAUAGCACGAAU